Molecule: messenger RNA, 1118 nt
Organism: Trichosurus vulpecula (common brushtail)
Lineage: Eukaryota; Metazoa; Chordata; Mammalia; Diprotodontia; Phalangeridae
Product: spermidine synthase-like
Exons: 2
Coding region: 1-1104 (367 amino acids)
Biological process (GO): spermidine biosynthetic process
Cellular component (GO): cytosol
Molecular function (GO): spermidine synthase activity
Source: RefSeq, a predicted model, not a curated record
AUGGGUAUGAUCUGCCUCUACCAGGACAAGUUCAUUACACAGCUGAAUUAUAUCAUCACAUGGCUUGCUACAUCUGAAUAUAGAGUGGAGACAAAAAGACCCACUCAAAUCCAGCUUCAAAUACUUACUAGCCGGGCGCGGGCUGGCGGGAGGGCAGACGGGCGGGCGCUGCUGGCCCCGUUGUGCUGCGGCCGCCACGGCCUGUGCAUCCCCCGGCCCCGCCAUGGAGGCCGGGGCCCCGCCAUCCGCGAGGGCUGGUUCCGGGAGACGUGCAGCCUGUGGCCGGGCCAGGCCAUGUCCCUGCAGGUGGACGAGCUGCUCCACCACCAGCGCUCCCGCUACCAGGAGAUCCUGGUCUUCCUCAGUAAGACCUACCGCAACGUCCUGGUGCUGGAUGGAGUCAUCCAGUGCACAGAGAGGGAUGAAUUCUCAUACCAGGAGAUGAUUGCCAACCUGCCCCUCUGCAGACAUCCCAGCCCACGAAAGGUGCUAAUCAUUGGUGGUGGGGACGGGGGAGUCCUUCGGGAAGUGGUGAAGCAUCCAUCUGUGGAGUCUGUGGUCCAGUGUGAGAUUGACGAGGACGUGAUCCAGGUCUCUAAGAAAUACUUGCCGGGCAUGGCCGUGGGCUACUCCAGCCCAAAGCUGACCUUGCACGUUCGAGAUGGAUUUGAAUUCAUGCAGCAGAACCAGGAUGCCUUCGAUGUCAUCAUCACUGACUCCUCGGACCCCAUGGGUCCUGCCGAGAGUUUGUUCAAAGAGUCUUAUUACCAGCUGAUGAAGACAGCGCUGAAAGAUGACGGGAUCCUCUGCUGUCAGGGUGAGUGCCAGUGGCUGCAUCUGGACCUCAUCAAGGAGAUGCGUCACUUCUGCAAGUCUCUGUUCCCUGUUGUGGAAUAUGCCUACUGCACCAUCCCCACCUACCCCAGUGACCAGAUUGGCUUCAUGCUCUGCAGCAAGACCCCGAGCACUAAUUUCCGGGAGCCAGUACAGCAGCUGACCCAGGAGCAAGUACAGAAAAUGAACCUCAAAUAUUACAACUCGGACAUCCACCGCGCGGCCUUUGUGCUGCCUGAGUUUGCCCGCAAGGCCCUGAGCGAUGUGUGAGGAGACCAGUACAC